Molecule: messenger RNA, 706 nt
Organism: Ipomoea nil (Japanese morning glory)
Lineage: Eukaryota; Viridiplantae; Streptophyta; Magnoliopsida; Solanales; Convolvulaceae
Exons: 2
Coding region: 52-570 (172 amino acids)
Source: RefSeq, a predicted model, not a curated record
UAUUUGAGUACAAGAAAACUUAGUACAUAUAUAUAUAUAGAUCAAACUAACAUGAGUGAGCUACCAGAAUCCACCUUAUAUAGGGUUCAGGUGGACGCGGCGAAACUGCCUGUAAGUAGUUACAGGCGCCGAGGUUUAACCUACGCCACCUUCCAACCCUUCGAGGUACUAGAUGACGCUGCUGAUUUGAGUAACAAUCAGUUGAACUGGACAAACCUGUUCCUUUGGAACAAGUUUGGCAAGAGUUUGAGCGCUGCAGAUGCGGAAGCUGCGAAAAAUAUAAUGACAAUAAAAACAGUGGACGACAUAACGCUUGCCCAGGUGAAGAAGAUGGGGAAAACUCUGUCCGAUGAGUUUUUGGAGGUGAAGAAAAUUAUCGAAGAAAUGAAAGUCUCUUCUGACGAUGAUCUCACCAAACUUCAAACUGCUGUUCGCAACGUUCUUCACAGCAACAACUAUGAAGCUAAAUUCUAUAAGAUUGAGACUAGACUUGACAGUCUGGAGAAAUCUGUUGAGGAUAUCAGCAAUCUCACUAGACAGAUUGCUCUCAGGUUUGGAAUUGAAUCUUAAAGAUCGAUGUUCUGUACUAGUACGCCGCCUUUUUGUUUAUAUGUCAAUAAUGCAUGGGCGAGCCUAUUUCCAUUUAGGUACUUCUGUAUUAUAUUGUACUCUUUAUUUUUCGGUUUUAUGAAAAACAAUAAUAUGG